AUGUACGCCCUGGUCCAGAUGAUAAUUUUUGGUGAGCAUGAAUGUCCUUCUUCCUCUUGGAUUUCAUUUGGAAGUAGCUGCUAUGCCUUUCUUGAAGCACAGCUGGAGAGCAUGGAUGAUGCCAGAGAGUUCUGCAAAGCCAGCAGAGCCGAUAUGAUUAGCAUCAAUAAUAAAGAGGAAAAUACUUUUAUCUUGAAAGCCUUCCAGACCCAUUGGCAUGGUCCUGAAUAUAUUUCAUUGGGCAUGUUUUUUGAUACUGAUGAUGAUGUUUUCAAAUGGUAUGAUGAAUCUAAAGUGAAUUUUACAAACUGGAUGGAGGAAGAAAGUAGCAAUGAGCUCCUGGACACCUGUGCUACAAUGCAGACUACAUCAGGCGGAUGGAAAAAAACAAGCUGUGAACAUCUCCCACUAACUGAGGUCCUUUGUGAAGCCACCUCUGCGUAUGACAAGAAAUAUUUACCAGAUAAAACCUGGACAACAGUCUUAGUAAUAACUUCAACAGUCAUUGUAUCAGUCUCUGCAGCGUUUCUCUGGUUCCUGUACCAAAGGAAGGUUUCUUCUGCUACAUUUAUGACACAGAAUUUCUCCAGGCAAGUACCAUGUCAUGAUGAACUGAUUCUCAUAGACGAGGAAAACGAAUAUACGGCCUAA
This is a messenger RNA of Gekko japonicus, 651 nucleotides long. RefSeq names its product CD302 molecule (gene CD302). The coding region runs from base 1 to 651 and encodes 216 amino acids. Gene Ontology annotation, molecular function: signaling receptor activity. The transcript has 6 exons. The record is from RefSeq and is a predicted model, not a curated record. Lineage: Eukaryota; Metazoa; Chordata; Lepidosauria; Squamata; Gekkonidae.